Medicago truncatula (barrel medic) is the source of this 1042-nucleotide messenger RNA. RefSeq names its product two-component response regulator ARR5. The transcript has 4 exons. The record is from RefSeq and is a predicted model, not a curated record. Bases 156 to 893 code for a protein of 245 amino acids. Gene Ontology annotation, biological process: phosphorelay signal transduction system; cytokinin-activated signaling pathway. Lineage: Eukaryota; Viridiplantae; Streptophyta; Magnoliopsida; Fabales; Fabaceae.
AUAGCACGCGUCCCUUCAUUUUCUCUUUCCUAACGCUCAUGUAAAUAUAACCCCCCCGCUCUUUCAUUUCUCAUUUUCACUCACACAACCUUUGUGUUUUUUCAGUUUCUUUUUUUUUCUAUUCCCACAAAGAAAACUUCAUUGUUCAGUUUGUUAUGGAUGCCGCCGGCGAGAUUUUCCGUUCGAAUUUGACGGAGUUAAUGGAGGAAUCACCUUCAGGUGCAGGUGAAUUGCAUGUGCUUGCUGUUGAUGAUAGUCUUGUUGAUCGUAAAGUGAUUGAACGUUUGUUGAAGAUUUCUUCAUGCAAAGUUACGGUUGUUGAGAGUGCAAGAAGAGCUCUUCAGUUUUUGGGAUUGGAUGGAGAGAACAGCGAUGUUGCAUUUGAUGUAAGUAAAUUAUGUUUCUGGAUUAUUAACUUUGUUUGGAUGUUUGUUAAUUUGAAAUUUGUUGAUGUUUAUGUUGUUUUGUUAUGGUGGCAGGCUGUGAAGGUUAAUUUGAUAAUGACGGAUUAUUCCAUGCCUGGGAUGACAGGAUAUGAAUUACUCAAGAAAAUCAAGGAGUCUUCUGUUUUUAGAGAGAUUCCAGUGGUGAUCAUGUCGUCGGAGAAUGUUUUGACUCGAAUUGAUAGGUGUUUGGAGGAAGGAGCAGAGGAUUUUUUGUUAAAGCCAGUCAAAUUGUCAGAUGUAAGACGCCUGAAAGAUUUCAUCAUGAGAGGUGAAGUGAAGGAUGGCGAGAAAUGUUCUCUCAAAAGAAUGCGAUCAUCAGAUGAUUGUAGUCCAUGUCCAUCUCUAUCAACUACAUUCUCACCAAUGCGUCAUUCAUGUGAUCCACCAUCGUCGGUGUUCUCACCACUCUCACCAUCAACAUUAUCCUCUAAGAAAUCUAGACUGUGAUCAGAUAUUGAUAGUCUCCUAUAUUUCUCCAAUUUUGCAAUACUAAUGUCCAUAUUUUGAAUUUGUUAACUAGUCUAUACAGUUCGUACUCAAGAUUUUCAAUGAGAAAGUGCAAUAAUAUAACAGAAUCACUAUUUUUUGGCCUCUUA